CGCAGAGUUAGACAAGACGAGCGUUUGAGCUUAAGUUUCAAGGAUGUGGAAAGCUGACCUGUUCAUCACUCAACCACCUUCUUCUAUAAGGUUCAACUCAAGUUUCACACUUCAGACCAAACAGGUUUAAACUAAGAGAAUGCAGGCUCUUCAGGUUCUGUCUCUGACUCUGCUGUCUGUGCUGGCGGUCAGCGCUCAGUCCAUCGGCUCUGGAAAAUGUCCACAGCCUCCUGUUCAGCAAAACUUUGAUCCUACUAGGUACAUGGGCAGAUGGCAUGAGAUUAUGAAGAUUCCAGCCCCGUUCCAGUUGGGAGAGUGUUGCCAGGCCACUUAUACUCUGAGUGACGGUAUUGUCCUGGUUCGAAAUGAUGAGCUUCUUGCUAAUGGCACUGUCAGCUUCAUUGAGGGAACUGCCAAGAUUGUAGAUGCAUCAGAGCCUGCCAAACUUGAAGUCAGCUUCUUUGAAGAUGCUCCUCCUGGCCCCUACUGGGUGCUGGCUACUGAUUAUGACAACUACACCCUGGUUUACUCUUGCUCUGAUUUCGCCGGGCUCUUUCACGCUGAGUAUUCCUGGAUCAUGAGCAGAACCCGCACACUUCCUAAAGAGACCGUCUCUGAGCUGUUAGGCAUCCUCAAAUCCCAUGGCAUCAGCACUGAUGGUUUCACUGAGACCGACCAGAGACCGGAGCUGUGCAGCAGCAUGCCUUAAUAUAGCUGCCUUAUAAUGAACUAUUGUGAGAUGUGUUGUGGUCUAAUUAUGUUUUUAAAAUAACAACAUAAAUGUAAGCUCUUUACAUUCCCUACAACAUAUUUUCUCAAUCAGUUAUCUGUG
This is a messenger RNA of Sinocyclocheilus anshuiensis, 832 nucleotides long. It is a transcript of the gene apoda.2, whose product is annotated as apolipoprotein Da, duplicate 2. Gene Ontology annotation, cellular component: cytoplasm. The transcript is spliced from 7 exons. Bases 140 to 709 code for a protein of 189 amino acids. NCBI's taxonomy places the organism in Eukaryota, Metazoa, Chordata, Actinopteri, Cypriniformes, Cyprinidae. Gene Ontology annotation, molecular function: lipid binding. Gene Ontology annotation, biological process: lipid metabolic process; brain development; tissue regeneration. The record is from RefSeq and is a predicted model, not a curated record.